Molecule: messenger RNA, 372 nt
Organism: Rhizoctonia solani
Lineage: Eukaryota; Fungi; Basidiomycota; Agaricomycetes; Cantharellales; Ceratobasidiaceae
Product: vacuolar transporter chaperone 1
Exons: 5
Coding region: 1-372 (123 amino acids)
Cellular component (GO): fungal-type vacuole membrane; vacuolar transporter chaperone complex
Source: RefSeq, a predicted model, not a curated record
AUGUCGACUCAGCCUUUGUUGCAGCGUACAGCCCAGAAGCGGAUUGCCCUCCCUGUGCGGGUGGAGCCCAAGGUGUUCUUUGCCAACGAACGAACAUUCCUCUCAUGGCUGCACUUUACGGUCGUUUUGGGUGGAUUGGCUGUUGGUUUGCUAAAUUUUGGUGACAAGGUCGGAAGGAUCAGCGCCGGAAUGUUUUCCCUCGUUGCUAUUGCGGUUAUGAUUUACGCAUUGGUCACCUACCACUGGCGAGCGGCGGCGAUAGCGAAGCGUGGAUCCGGUCCGUAUGACGAUCGUCUUGGCCCGACAAUCCUUUGCAUUGCACUUCUUGCUGCUAUUGUUGUUAACUUUAUCUUGAGAUUUACAGAGGCAUGA